Messenger RNA from Nicotiana tabacum (common tobacco), 531 nucleotides. The record is from RefSeq and is a predicted model, not a curated record. Lineage: Eukaryota; Viridiplantae; Streptophyta; Magnoliopsida; Solanales; Solanaceae.
AUGAUGCAAAGGCUACGCAAAAAGAUCGAAAUGCUCUUUGGUAACAACCGAGGUACUGGCAAGAACAACAAACCUAAUAGCCAUAGAGUUGAAAAUAAUGCAAAAUCGAAGAAGAGAAAGAGGAGUGAAUGGCAAGGAAAUAGAAAGAAGAGGAAAGCAUCAAAAGCGAAAGAAUUAAAAAGAGUGAAGAGGCAGAAAAAGGUAAAGAGGGAGAAUCGGAAGGUAGCAGAGAGGGAAUUAUGGAAGGCAGCAGCAAAGAGGGCAAUGAGAGUGGAAGCGUAUGAUAACCCUUCUAAACCGAAGCAAAGUAUGAAGAAGGAGACGAGGAGGAAUGAGAAAAGUAGGGAGAAAUGGAAAGAAAGAGUUGAGACCCGGGAGAAGUUUAAGGAAGAGCGACAUCAGAAGAGAAGGAAUAAUAUUGCUGCCAAAGUCAAGGUGAAGAAGCUGAGAAAGAUUGCUAAAACUAAACCGGUCAUGUUGCAAUCUUUAUUUUACAUUUUCUUAGUAUUUUAUUUCAUUGUUAAAAUUUGA